Notechis scutatus (mainland tiger snake) is the source of this 1206-nucleotide messenger RNA. The record is from RefSeq and is a predicted model, not a curated record. Lineage: Eukaryota; Metazoa; Chordata; Lepidosauria; Squamata; Elapidae.
UACAAUGGACAAAAUUACAAUGGGACAUUCAUGCUUUUUCUUGGAAAUAACCUCCUUACAUCUCAAAAAAUCAUUGACACGAAAGAGAAGCCUUAUAAGUGUUUGGAAUGCGGAAAAUGUUAUAAAACAAGCACGCAACGUAGUUCCCAUGAAAGGAUUCACUCUGGGGAGAAGUCCUACAAAUGCAGAGAGUGUGGUGAAAAGUUCAGAAGAUGUAGUAAUCUUAUUUCCCAUAAAAGGAUCCACUCAGGAGAGAAACCAUAUAAAUGCAUGGAGUGUGGAAAGACCUUUGCUCAGAGCAGUGGAUUCAGAAACCACAAAAUGAUCCACACAGGGGAGAAAGCAUAUAAAUGUACUGAGUGUGGGAAAACUUUUACUCGUAGCUAUGACCUUACUAUCCACAAAAUGAUCCACACAGGGGAGAAGCCAUAUAAAUGCAUGGAGUGUGGAAAGAACUUUGCUGACAGGAGUGGACUCAGAAACCACAAAAGGAUCCAUACAGGGGAGAAGCCAUUUCAAUGCAUGGAGUGUGGAAAGACCUUUGCUCAGAGCAGUGGACUUAAUUCCCACAAAAAGAUCCACACAGGGGAGAAGCCAUUUCAAUGCAUGGAGUGUGGAAAGACAUUUGCUCAUAGAUCUAAUCUUAUUUCCCAUAAGAUGAUCCACACAGGGGAGAAGCCAUAUAAAUGCAUGGAGUGUGGAAAGAACUUUGCUGACAGGAGUGGACUUAGUUCCCACAAAAAGAUCCACUCAGGAGAGAAACCAUAUAAAUGCAUGGAGUGUGGAAAGAACUUUGCUAACAGGAGUGGACUCAGAAACCACAAAAGGAUCCAUACAGGGGAGAAGCCAUUUCAAUGCAUGGAGUGUGGAAAGACCUUUGCUCAGAACGGUGGACUUAGUUCCCACAAAAAGAUCCACACAGGGGAGAAGCCAUUUAAAUGCAUGGAGUGUGGAAAGACAUUUGCUCAUUGUAGUCAUCUUAUUUCCCAUAAAAGGAUCCACACAGGUGAGAAACCAUAUAAAUGCAUGGAGUGUGGAAAGACAUUUGCUCAUUGUGGUCAUCUUAUUUCCCAUAAAAGGAUCCACACAGGGGAGAAACCAUAUAAAUGCACUGAGUGUGGAAAGACCUUUGCUCAGAGCAGUGUACUUCAUCGCCACAAAAAGAUCCACACAGGAGAGAAACCAUAUAAAUGCAUGGAGUGUGGA